Chaetomium globosum CBS 148.51 is the source of this 843-nucleotide messenger RNA. RefSeq lists its product as uncharacterized. Lineage: Eukaryota; Fungi; Ascomycota; Sordariomycetes; Sordariales; Chaetomiaceae. The record is from RefSeq and is a predicted model, not a curated record. The transcript has 3 exons. Bases 1 to 843 code for a protein of 280 amino acids.
AUGUUCGAAACCCCAGAGCAAAAAGUCGCUCGGUUACGGGCGGCACACGAGAGGGCAAAGGCGGCGAAGGUGUCCAAGUUCGACAAGGUGGUCGACGCGAGCAGGAAGGUAUUCGACUCGGCGCACAAGGUGACGGUCGCGGGAUUGAUAGGCUUCACGGUGCUGGCGGGCCUUGUGACGGCGUACACGGCGGUGGACAUGAUCAUGUACAACAAGAAGCGCAGCGCCGAGUGGGCCGAGGCGCAGAUGAAGCUGGAGGCGGACAGUCUCGAGGCGGCGCGCAUCGCCUACAUGACGGGCAAGGCGGACGAGGAGCAGAUCGCGCUGGUGGAGGAGCAGCUGGAGCGGGAGCGCGUGUCGGGCCGCAAGACGUCUUUCUUCAAGGACAUGAGCACCAACAACCACAACAACAACAACAACAACAACAAGAACAAGACUCAUCCCUCUUCUCCUGGCUCACCUCCAACCUCAAACGCGAAGAAGACUCCGACUCCGACUCCGACUCCCCCACCAGCCCCCUCCGCCCCCAUGUCCCCGCAAUCCCGCCUCGGCUACGAGUCCCUCAGCGACGACGACGGCGCGGCGGGCGGCGCCGUGCGCGACAGCGACCUGGCACGGGCGGUGGAGCGGCGGCAGGCGACGCUGCAGGCCAAGGCGGCGGCGGCGCUGGAGCGGGAGCGCGAGAACCAGCGGCGCGGGGGGUUAUUGGAUCGGGUGGGUGUUGUGGAGGAGGAGGAGGGGGGGAAGGGGAAGGAUGGUGCUGGGGAGGGGGGGGAUGGCAAGGGUAUUGGGGGGGGUGCGGUUGGGGAGGGGGAGAAGAAGAAGAAGGGGUGGUGGUGGUGA